CGCGCGUACGCGUAGUCGCGCAGUGGGACCGCUCGUGGCGGCGCGGCGGAGAUAAAAGGGCACUCCCCAAGAAGGUCUCGCCCCCCUCGCAAAGAUCGGAGCCGCCGCCGAGUCUGGUAAGGAAGGAAACCUGCCCUCCGCCUCCCGUGCCGAAGGGAAAUAGUUUGAGGUGGUGAUGGCGGAUCAGGCUAACCAACCAACCGUCCUUCAUAAGCUUGGUGGCCAGUUCCACCUUGGCUCCAGCUUCUCUGAAGGUUUACGGGCCCGUAACAUGUGCCCUUCUGUCUCAUAUUAUGAAAGGCGAUUUACUACAAGGAACUACAUGACCCAGAGCCUUUGGGGCCCUUCUAUGUCCGUCAGUGGUGGCAUCAAUGUCCCAAUGGUGUCAUCCUCCCCGCUAUUUGCUAAUGCACCAGCUGAGAAAGGUGGCAAAAACUUCAUGGUUGAUUUCCUCAUGGGAGGAGUGUCUGCUGCUGUUUCGAAGACUGCUGCUGCUCCCAUUGAGCGUGUGAAGCUGCUUAUUCAGAACCAGGACGAAAUGAUCAAGGCUGGUAGGCUGUCAGAACCAUACAAGGGUAUUGGUGACUGCUUUAAGCGCACCAUCAAGGAUGAGGGUUUUGGCUCCUUGUGGAGGGGUAACACUGCUAAUGUUAUUCGCUACUUCCCUACUCAGGCUUUGAACUUUGCUUUCAAGGACUACUUCAAGAGGCUGUUCAACUUUAAGAAGGACAGGGAUGGUUACUGGAAGUGGUUUGGUGGCAACCUUGCCUCUGGUGGUGCUGCUGGUGCUUCCUCUCUGUUUUUUGUGUACUCCCUGGACUAUGCAAGGACGAGGUUGGCCAAUGAUGCGAAAGCAGCUAAGGGAGGAGGUGAAAGGCAAUUCAAUGGUCUUGUGGAUGUCUACCGCAAGACUCUCAAGUCAGAUGGUAUUGCUGGGCUUUACCGUGGAUUUAACAUCUCUUGUGUUGGAAUCAUUGUGUACCGUGGCCUGUAUUUUGGGUUGUACGACUCUAUUAAGCCAGUUGUCCUCACUGGCAACCUCCAGGAUAAUUUCUUUGCCAGUUUCGCUCUGGGUUGGCUGAUCACCAAUGGUGCUGGUCUUGCAUCUUACCCCAUUGACACUGUCCGCAGAAGGAUGAUGAUGACCUCCGGAGAGGCCGUCAAGUACAAGAGCUCGUUGGAUGCAUUCCAACAGAUCCUGAAGAAGGAGGGUCCCAAGUCCCUGUUCAAGGGUGCUGGUGCCAACAUCCUCCGUGCCAUUGCUGGCGCUGGUGUGCUUUCCGGUUACGACCAGCUCCAGAUCCUCUUCUUUGGAAAGAAGUACGGCUCAGGCGGUGCAUAAACUCUGAAAAAAUGAUGACGAACAAGAGCAGUUUGUUCCCGUUCCUGCCCAUACAGGAUCUGGUUAAGUUUUUGCCUUUAAUAUCGGAAAAAAGUAAUAAUUCAUGUAGAGGGGUAUUCUCCCAACAUUCGUUUUCGGUGGAGGCUUCGAUCACCAAACACUAUCGUAACUAUUGUAGAUGGAGGCAUCAGUCUCCAAACUUAAUCUUCAUAGGUUGAGUUGAGUCUGCCCCUUCGAUCUGUUGGGCAAUUUUCCUUACAUACAUUCUUCGGUGAAGUAUCGAAUGAGUAAGUUAAUUUUUAAUCUUUUGUUACAGUUUGCAAUGUUUUUUUUUGUCUUAGGCGAUUUGGGUUAUAGCUUAUGUUACCUGGCCUGCGUUUUAUAUGACUAAUAUGAAUAGUAUAUUUGUUUA
Phragmites australis (common reed) is the source of this 1754-nucleotide messenger RNA. RefSeq names its product ADP,ATP carrier protein 2, mitochondrial. The transcript is spliced from 4 exons. Gene Ontology annotation, cellular component: mitochondrial inner membrane. The coding region runs from base 176 to 1342 and encodes 388 amino acids. Gene Ontology annotation, biological process: mitochondrial ATP transmembrane transport; mitochondrial ADP transmembrane transport. Lineage: Eukaryota; Viridiplantae; Streptophyta; Magnoliopsida; Poales; Poaceae. Gene Ontology annotation, molecular function: ATP:ADP antiporter activity. The record is from RefSeq and is a predicted model, not a curated record.